CCAUUUGGAACCAAACAUCCGACCACGCGAGCGCCGCACCAUCCUGUGCAAUGGGGGGCUCGCGGCGGGCCUUGGCUGUGGCAAUGGCGUUGCUUGGCCUGAUGCAGGCGUGUUAUGUAUCAGGGCGCUCCAAGCCAGUUCAAGCCUGGCCGAGACGCACUCUGUGCUUAACUACGGGAAUCUCCAUAUGGCAGAGCCCCGCAUGGGCGCAGUCAGCCGAGCAGCAGAUGAUUGUGGACGACACCAACCUGCUCGCGCCAUCCACAGAGAAAUCCCUGGAUCGGAUUCUGCGAAAGUUACAAGCAGACACGGGCCUGAAACUCCGUGUUGUUUGUCCGCCUACUGGCAUUCAAGACAACCGAGAUGAAUUUAGAGCCUAUUUAAAGCCAAUCAGCAAGACAUUGGGUGCAGAUACCUCGAGUGUGGUGCUGGUAGCAGAGGAACGCUUCGAGAAGCGGUUCGGCCGGCCCUUGCCGCUGAUGACUCUGCAAGCAGGCUUUCGAUUGCAAGAGCGCUUUCAGUAUCGCUUGACCAAUGACUUCCUCCUGGCGGUGGCGGACAAGUUCGGCUUUCCGGGCACCGUAAGCCAGAUUGGAUCAGACUUGGCAAUCGAACGAGCCACUAAGAAUGUGGCAGCAGCAUUGUUUGCAUUGAGCGAGGAUCCCAAAUCCUCGUUUUUGCAGCCACUUUCCGAUGACCUGGUAGCUUCCACCCUGCAGCGCCAUGGUGUGUAAAGCGCUGGUAUAUGUGAAGCAGAAUUUGCACCAGCUGCGCGUAUGUGCUGCUUUGGUCUGUGCUCGAUGCAUCAACACGACGUGAAUGCCAAAGAACAGGAAUCGCCUCACCGGAAGUGUACAGCAAGGGUCAAUCAAUAUUCAC
This is a messenger RNA of Effrenium voratum, 879 nucleotides long. NCBI's taxonomy places the organism in Eukaryota, Dinophyceae, Suessiales, Symbiodiniaceae. The record is from the annotation of a GenBank genome assembly.